Triticum turgidum subsp. durum (durum wheat) is the source of this 774-nucleotide messenger RNA. NCBI's taxonomy places the organism in Eukaryota, Viridiplantae, Streptophyta, Magnoliopsida, Poales, Poaceae. The record is from the annotation of a GenBank genome assembly.
AUGAAGAGAAAAAAACGAAAAAUAGAAUACCCGCUUCUCCUGCCUUCAGCCACUGUGCGUCUGUGCCCCACCUGGAUCCCUCCACCGCCGUCACACGGACACGCCUGCACCACCCAUCCGAAUCCCGCAUCUCUUCCUUCUCUUUCAGCGUGCCACCGCCCGACGUCGUCACUGCGCAAGAAGCAUCUCGCCGUCCUGUUGCUUUCUGCGACUGCGCGAGCGAUGGCCGUCGCCCAGGCCGCAGCGGUCGUCACGCCGGUGGUGGCCGGGGCGGCGCCAUCCAUCUCUCCGCGGCCGUCGUCCCGGGGACCGGCCGGAGCCGGAGGCGGGCUGGGGUGGCGCCGCCGGCCGAGGGGGAGCGCCCGCCGCGGCCUGGUCAUCGCGGACGCGUUCGGCGGACAGUACGAAGACGGGUUCGGGGACGUGGAAUUGGAAAUCAUGAAUUACUUCACUUACAAGGCCACACAGACGGUUCUCUAUCAGUUGUAUGAGAUGAAUCCGCCGGCAUACACUUGGCUUUAUAAUUAUCUUGUCGUCAAUGACGCAAAAGAGGGUAUACAUUUCCUGCGAGCACUCUCGAAGGAGAGGCAAGACCUGGCAGAGAGGGUGAUGGUCACGCGCCUUCACUUAUACGGCAGAUGGAUCAAGAAAUGCGACCAUACGAAAAUGUAUGAGAGGAUUUCGCAUGAGAACUUGGAGCUCAUGCGUGAGAGGCUAAUGGAAACAGUGGUGUGGCCAACUGAUGACACGAACUCCAGCGACAAGCAAGAUUGA